Messenger RNA from Cryptococcus wingfieldii CBS 7118, 1506 nucleotides. RefSeq lists its product as hypothetical. The transcript is spliced from 4 exons. The coding region runs from base 1 to 1506 and encodes 501 amino acids. The record is from RefSeq and is a predicted model, not a curated record. Lineage: Eukaryota; Fungi; Basidiomycota; Tremellomycetes; Tremellales; Cryptococcaceae.
AUGCCUACACGCCCCAAGAUCUCCCUCACCGACCCCGACGCGUUUACCCUCUCCCAUCUACCCUCCGAAAUCAUCGCCCUCAUCUACGCCUACUAUCUCGCCCAAGACCCCCUUGAGAGCAGGAGCCAGUUCCUCAAUCUCCUCGUUCUUUCCAAGGAAGUAUAUUCAGAGAAUGCUUGGAGGCUGUACGAAGCUGUCGAGCUGAAUGAUCAGAAUCACAAGGCGUUUUUUGACGGAUUAUGGAGCGGCUCCAGGGAUAUUGACGUUUGUCCGGACCCGUGUCCUCCUUUUUUCCUGGGGGAGGCUCCUCCUUUUCUCCGGUUGAGGGCUUCUGCGAUGGCCCUCGCACGGGAGAUCGAGGGAUACUCUCAUCCCAAACGACGGUUGAAACGACCAUCCCACAUCCCGUCCAAUAUCUCCUACCAGGAAUACGAGUAUGAAUCCUACAUCCCCUUCCAUCUCCAUCCCGCCAUUCGAAAACUCCUCCUCAUACGCCAAUGUCGCAGGCUCUACAUCGAUAGCUGGCAGGCCUUUGUCGGACUUCGAAAGGCAAACGACUUGGUCCGGGACGCCGUCAAUGCGUGGCCUCGGGAACACGACAUCCGUCAUGCCGAGUCUUCCCACUAUACCUGGAUCUCAGACCCCCUCUUUUCCUCCGUCACCCAUCUCUCUUUCGGAGAGACUGUCUCAUUGGAUGCUCCCGACACUAGCGAAGAGAGAUUUCCGCGCAGGUCCAAGUCCUUCGGGCCGGCGCUCAAGCAUGUCUGCCUGAGCUUCAACGACAAAUGUUACGAUUUGGAAGCCGAAUACGAGGAGGAAGCCCAAUUUGGGGAGCUAGAUCAGUUCGAGGAAAGAUACUUCAAUGAUGGCAUCGCAAAGCUGCUUCGAGAGCGAAUAUCCUUUGCGCUUAGGUUCCAUGUGGAUGAGAAGACGUCCUUGACGCUUCACAACGCGUGGCCCGACGAAAUUGAGCGUGGGCUGGCCGAUACGAUGAUCUAUGAAUUGCCGAGGAGUACAGAGAAUGGUGACGGUGAAUGGAAGAGGCAGAUCGCGAUGACGACUAGGGAAAUGGAGUGUUACAUGUCAGAGUUGGAAGAGCGGAUGGAAGAUGGCAGGUGGGGAGCCGAUGCCUGGCGACCCAAGAUAAAGCCCUGGAAGGUCCGAUUCACCAAUAUGGCGCCCAUCCCACCCAAUACCGACAUCAUUUCGGCCGUCCUCGAUGAUUACCCUUUCAAUCAAGAUGAACAUUUCGAUAGAUUGUUCAAGAAGUGGUGGGAUGAAGUCGUCAGCUUCGAGGGACCAGUGAAGUGCGACUGCUGCGAGAUCUUUAAAAAGAGACACCCCAAAAUCAACGCCUACAAGUACUCCUACAGUACUCGCCGGGAGAAUUUCGCAUCCAUUCGGGAAAGAGCGGAUGAAAUUCGCGAAGAGUACGAAUUACUUCAAAGUUCUGAAGUCGCUUUUUACGAGUCUCAGGUUGCCUCAUACGAGUACCCCUGGCUCUAG